Molecule: messenger RNA, 1825 nt
Organism: Nothobranchius furzeri (turquoise killifish)
Lineage: Eukaryota; Metazoa; Chordata; Actinopteri; Cyprinodontiformes; Nothobranchiidae
Gene: ropn1l
Product: rhophilin associated tail protein 1-like
Source: RefSeq, a predicted model, not a curated record
CUUACUUCUUGAAUGUUUAGAGACCUAAAGACCUGAACCAUAGUCGUGGAUAUGUAGGUGUCUCAUAGGGCGAUGGAGAGCGUAACAGCGUCGCUGCCCUAUUGAGUGGGUUCCUUACUCUUCAAAUACAACAGGGUGAGCAACUAUGCUUGUUUUUUGUGCAGCCUACAGUUGCAACAACCGGUGCUCCAUUGAAAAUCGAUCACAUGGGAUAAAUUUUCUAGCCUACCUUUUCGGAUUUUUUAUUUUAUUUGUAUUUAACUAUCAUACCUUCCCACAUGUCUGAUUUAGCAAAAAAUGUAUUUUUUUUUAGUUCGGUAAGCAUUCCUCAGUAGAAAUAAAUGCACUAGGGGGUGACUGGAGACCUCUCCAAGAUGGCGGCCAGCCACUACGACAGCGCGACCCCACGUCGCGCUUAUUUGUGUGUCCUGAACAGCAGGGGGCGAUAGCGGUUUGGUGACGCACGCAUUUUUAUCUCAGAAGUAGAAAGUUGUUGCUAUGCGACGAGGAGCCUGUGAAGCUAACGAGCUUUAUCCGUUUUUAAUUCGCUCCUCAUCCUUUAUUUUAGGACGUAUUUUCGGUAAAAAGUUACUUUUCAGAGUCGUCUUCUUUCGGAUCAGGACUGAAUUGCAGCCAUGCCACUUCCAGAUGUUCUCUAUUGUUCCCAGCAAAUCAGGAUCCCCCCCGAGCUGCCAGACAUCCUCAAAAACUUCACCAGAGCAGCCAUUCGGACACAACCCAAAGAUGUGCUCGUAUGGAGUGCAGCGUAUUUCCAUGCGCUGGCUGAUGGAGACACUCUCCCUGUUAAAGAGAGGCUGGAGAUGAAUGUUGCCACCCAGAAGACAGAUACUGGCCUGACUCCAGGUCUGCUGAAGAUCCUCCACAAGCAGCUCUCCCCAAAGGAAACAUGCAGCAAAGAGGAACUCGAGAGGACAUGGAAAGGCUUGUGUCUUCCUGUGGAACAGCUGGAGAGCAUGCUGUCGUUGGGCAGCUUUGAGUCAGAAAUCACCUGGAUGGAGUUUUUUGCUCUGGGCUGCAGCGCUUUAGGAGCGAACCUCCAGAGUUCCCUGAAGUUCGCCUGUGAGAUCCUGACAAACGACGAGGAAGGUGGAGCUGCCAGGAUCCCCUUCGACACUUUUGUUCAGAUUUACACCUACUUGGCUCACCUAGACGGGGUCGUUUCACAGAGCCACAUCCAGACCUUCCUCAAGAGUCUGCAACCACAAGUGGAGCUGCAGCAUGGGAUGAUAAAACCUCUGGACUUCAUCCACAGACAAGCUAUGGAUUCAGCUCCAUCUGGCUCUUCUGGGUCUUCCACAACCAAUCCAGGAGCCGAAUAAGACUUUCAACAGCGACCUCACAUAUGGGAAAAUUAUAAAUCUAGGACUUGUUGAAGGUUCGGCUUAGGAGAUGGUUUCUUUUUACCUGCAGAAUAGUUUAUUGUGAUGGUGUGUGUCUGCUGUGUAAGCUAAAUUGUUUUGCUUUGUUCUUCUGCAAAACACUAUUUUUCUUAUCUGAGAUUUUGUUUUUGGUGUCAUGCAUCAUUCUGUCUCAUUCUGUCAUCCUUGAAAUCAUCUUGAGGUGUUCUUAAAAGCGUAGAUGGAAACACGUCAAAAGGCCUUUUUUUCCCUUACAUGUAAUUUAUUAAAUAAACCUCAAUUUAUAUAAAUAUUUAAACCUCGGAAGCACAUUUUCAAAAAAGUUUAUAUUCCAAUAACUGGUGCAGAUAUUUUUGUUGAAACAGCGACAGACAAAUUAAAGGAUUUUCAAAAAUCCUAAAACAAUAAAAAAAUAAUAAACAAAUAAAAAACUAUUACUAAAAUAA